CGUAACAGUUUUAACUACCAAACCUAAAGGAGACAGACAGCUCUCUGUCGUUGCAUUGAAUUUCAGGCGGAGAUUUCAAAGCUUCUUACUUGAAUAAAAGGAGCCUAACUUUCUUCAUCUUCUUCAUAAGAAAACCCUCUUUUUUUUUUUUUUUUUUUUUUGCGCAUUAAACUUGACAAUGAUUCAUUACUCCGUGUCCGUAUCGAAACCUUCAAUCUCAUUCUCAGUUCCCGUGAAAGUCCGAUGCGACUCAAAGAUCGACUCCGUUAAACCCCCAUUACAACAAAAACAACACGUGGGUCCGUUCACAGGGAGGGACCCUAAUGUCAAGAAGCCUGCGUGGUUGAGACAGAAAGCUCCUCAAGGAGAAAGGUUUCAACAAGUUAAAGAAUCUCUCUCCAAUCUGAAACUCAACACUGUUUGCGAAGAGGCUCAGUGUCCCAAUAUUGGAGAGUGUUGGAAUGGAGGUGAGGACGGUAUUGCAACGGCGACAAUCAUGGUACUUGGAGAUACUUGCACCCGUGGCUGCAGAUUUUGUGCUGUCAAAACCAGCAGAAACCCUGCACCACCUGACCCUAUGGAACCAGAAAACACUGCUAAGGCCAUUGCUAGUUGGGGGGUGGAUUAUAUUGUUAUAACAAGUGUAGAUCGUGAUGAUAUACCUGAUGGUGGAAGUGGACAUUUUGCUCAGACAGUCAAAGCUAUGAAGAAACUCAAACCUGAGAUCAUGGUUGAGUGUUUAACCUCUGAUUUCCGGGGUGACCUAACGGCUGUAGAUACUCUUGUACACUCGGGUUUAGAUGUCUUUGCUCACAACAUUGAAACUGUGAAACGGCUCCAGCGAAUUGUCAGAGAUCCCCGUGCUGGGUAUGAACAAAGCUUAUCGGUUCUGAGACAUGCAAAGUUAAGCAAAAAGGGGAUGAUAACAAAAUCUUCUAUAAUGCUGGGUCUUGGAGAAACUGAUGAUGAGUUGAAGGAAGCGAUGGGUGAUCUGAGGGCUAUAGAUGUUGAUAUCCUAACACUUGGACAGUAUCUUCAGCCAACACCACUACAUUUGACUGUCAAAGAAUACGUUACCCCAGAAAAGUUUGAUUUCUGGAAGGAAUAUGGCGAGUCUAUUGGAUUCCGUUAUGUAGCCAGCGGGCCCUUGGUUCGAUCCUCUUAUAGGGCAGGGGAGCUCUUUGUGCAGUCAAUGGUAAAAGAAAGGGCUAAAGAAGCUGCUGCCAUAGCAUAGUGGGUUUUGUUCAUCAACUCUAGAUUAUGAAUUAUGAUGAUUACUACGAAAGUACCAGAACUGGAUGGCACUAGCAUCUUCAGUCCAGGCUAGUGGUUGCAGUGAUGACCCUGCCCUUGAUUCUUUUAGGCUAAGCUGCCUAAGCCAUAAUUCUUAUAUAAUCAUUUAGCUGAGUAUUUACGUAUGCUGCAUUCCUUUCCUUUGGUAUCUUAAUGAAAUCUGGUUUAUAGACAAUCAUUGAGAAGGUUUUCUUUGCAAUAUCUUAUCACAUAUUCAGGAUAUACACCUGGUUCUUCCACACACACUUUUGAUUUCAUGUAUGUGCAGGAAACCGAAAUGUAAAAAGAUGGGGAAAGAAUUGCAAAAAAGUAAUAUAAGUUGGUUGGAAGUGGA
Molecule: messenger RNA, 1627 nt
Organism: Pistacia vera
Lineage: Eukaryota; Viridiplantae; Streptophyta; Magnoliopsida; Sapindales; Anacardiaceae
Product: lipoyl synthase 1, chloroplastic
Exons: 7
Coding region: 179-1234 (351 amino acids)
Biological process (GO): lipoate biosynthetic process
Cellular component (GO): mitochondrion; chloroplast
Molecular function (GO): lipoate synthase activity; 4 iron, 4 sulfur cluster binding
Source: RefSeq, a predicted model, not a curated record